AUGGAUUUCGAAGCCCAUGUGUACUGUGGAGAUCAUCACCGCUCUCUGCAAGGACGUGGACUUGAUACAACAACGAGGGCUACAGAAGUCUCUUCCCACAUUCGCUCAUUAUACGAUGCUGGGGUGCCCCUUUAUAGUAAAGAAAUCAUUCGGGACGUUGGCGAACAGCUUAGGAGUGGGAGCCAAAUAAUCUCGGUGAGAGGACUCAACGGAAUCGCUGUUGAUGUCAAUAUAGAAACUGGACAAGUUUUUGAUGCAGGUGAUCCGGAUUGGGACUUCGUUGUGGGAGCUCCUUUUAUUCAGUAUCUUUCUAUUCAAUGGCUUACAUCUAAUGCUCUUGGAUAUAUCCCUCGCCUUGCCUACUGCAACCUCCGAAUCUUUCAUUAUUUGAAAAAGCGUUACAGAUCAACGAAAGAAAUCGUCAGCACAAUCCCUCAUCAGUCACGAAAGCAAGUUGAAGAGUACUUUGUGACGAACAAACGAGCCUGGGAAACUAGCGAGCAGCGGAGACAGCUGCAGUCGAUUAUUUCUAUGAAGACUUUAUGUCAUGUCAACAAGAUUAUAGCCUUCGCAUGUGGGCCGAUGGCUUUCAGUGACCAAGCGCCAUGGGCUAUAAGAUCGGCCUACCAGCACGCAUUGGUUAUAACUCUCCGAGAUAUCUUAAGUGAGCUCCAAGGGCACCCUAUAGGAUGCUACGCGCAGGACCCAGGCUAUACCGAUAUCGACCGAGAUGUCCUCGAAAAUUCUGCGAUCACCAUCCUCGAUGAUCCACAAGGGUUUUUAGAGGUCGAUGAUUCUACAGUGGUACUUUCGUUUGGCGCCGAUAUACCGGUGAGGCAGAUCAUAGCGGAUAUUGCUCGACCAGCUAUGAUGAUCUGGGACCGAAGCGAGUUCUUUGAGGACGAACUCACUAAAUCAUUUGGGACGGACCCUGAUUCCUCUCGUGUGACCAAAAUGAUUCGAACGUUCUACGAAGAGAUUGGGUUUCCUGGUGAUCUUGAAGCGUUCAGACAUGUUAGCAUCUACGUCAGACACGGGCCAUGA
Rhinocladiella mackenziei CBS 650.93 is the source of this 1044-nucleotide messenger RNA. RefSeq lists its product as uncharacterized. The record is from RefSeq and is a predicted model, not a curated record. Bases 1 to 1044 code for a protein of 347 amino acids. The transcript is spliced from 3 exons. Lineage: Eukaryota; Fungi; Ascomycota; Eurotiomycetes; Chaetothyriales; Herpotrichiellaceae.